CCCCAGAAGCUUCAGUUGGAUGAGGAACGGAGCGGAGCAGCAGCAGCAGCGCGUUUCUCCUCCAGCUGCUGUAGCUCAACCCAACCCGCAUCAUGAACAUGAAGUAAUAACCGCUGGACGCGCUGGACUGGAUCGGCCUGCUGUUUUUUUCUCUUUCUCUGGUUUCGCCGAUCACUCUGGAAUGGUCCGUCUUUUGUCCCCUGGGCCGUCUCCGCUCCAGCAUGGGAACUGCGGUGUCCAGGAAGAAGAGCGCGAGGAGUGAUGCGAUAUCGUCAGUGGCCGCAAAAGUUCGAGCAGCCAGAGCACUGGGAGAUUACCUGUCCAAUUCAGAGCGCUGCAACGGAGCAGAACACCUGUUGUCUGAUUCCUUCCUUGGCCAGAACUGUGACUCUCCUGCGACCAGCCGCUUACAUAACAACACUUUGCAUUUGCAGUCCCACCAGUUUCCUGUCGAUCGUGCCUAUUCUCAUCAACAGUCUCAGCAAGACCUCCAGGCUCCAGCACCUCCUGGUUUCUCCAAACGUCAGCUCUCUGUUGCACACAGCUUGUCUGCAGAGGACCCACGAGUUUCCAGAGGCCCAGAGGAGAGCGAAGUGGUGAAGCCAGCCAGGGUUUACACCAUCACCAGGGAGGGAGGGAUGACGCUGGGGGGACGUGGCAGCGAAGCGAGCCUGGAGCUGGUGGCCCUAAAAGGCUCCAGGGAUCAGCCUUUGUCCCAGGCCGCGACCAGCCAACCCUCCUCAGCAGCCGCACACGGCAGCCGCCAUCACAGCAGCCGCCAGCGAAGCCACCAGCCGCCACCAGCGCAGCCUCUCCAAAGCCCUGGCAAUGUCAACAGUAUGAGGAGAGACUUCCUUCCAGAUUGCAUCAGGGCUCCAUGCCAAAGCCAGCGCUCCCUUGACCUGCACGGCUCGCCUCGAGAUGGAGGGAGGCCCCGCAAGAAACUGGAGCGGAUGUACAGCGAGGACAGAGCGUGUGCUGACGACAGGGCAGAGGAUCCCAGCAGCUGGUUCCCCAAAGAAAAUAUGCUGAGCUUCCAGACCGCCAGCACCACCCUGCAGGCGAAUUUUCGCAAACACCUUCGAAUGGUGGGCAGCCACAGGACGAAGGCUCAAAUGACGCAGCCUGGAGCAUCCUUCCCUGUGUCGGCAGUGACAUCCUUCGCCGACCGGAGAGCCAAGAGCUUCAGCCGCUCGUGGAGUGACCCGACCCCUGUCAAGCCCGAGUUACUGCACGACUGCAGAGACAGUGGUGAGCUUCAGGCCUCCUCAGGGACACUAGAUGAAGGGCUGGAUGCAGAGUGGGAGGAUGACAGGCUUCUGGAGAGAGUGGCUUGCGAAGGAGAAGACUUCAUCCCACCAAAAGUUGUGCUCAUAUCCUCCAAGGUCCCUAAGGCUGAAUAUCUUCCCAACAUUAUCCGCAGAAAUGACCCGUCCAUCAUUCCCAUCCUUUAUGAUCAUGAACAUGCCACGUUUGAUGACAUCAUUGAGGAAAUAGAGAAGAAGCUGACCGCAUACAGAAAAGGCUGCAGGAUCUGGAACAUGCUCAUUUUCUGCCAGGGAGGUCCAGGACAUCUGUACCUGCUGAAGAAUAAAGUAGCCACCUUCGCCAAAGUGGAGAAGGAAGAAGACAUGUUACAGUUCUGGAGGCGGCUCGGUCGGUUGAUGAGUAAACUGAACCCGGAGCCCAAUCUGAUCCACAUCAUGGGCUGCUACGUGUUGGGCAGCGUCAAUGGAGAGAAGCUCAUUCAGACUCUGAAGAGGCUGAUGAGACCCUCCUCGGUUGAAUUCAAGUCCCCUCUAGAGUUGUCUGCACAGGGAAAGGAGAUGAUCGAGUUGUACUUUGACUUCCGCCUGUUCCGCCUGUGGAAAACCCGUCAGCACUCCAAGCUGCUGGACUAUGACCACCUGUGAUGUCACGCCCACCGUACGGUUGAGCGGUUGUUAUUUGGUUGAAAGGUUGUCCUACAGACACCUGGACCAGCUCUGAGAUGCAGGAGCAGAGUCUUCUGUCUCCCUGAAGCAGCACAGCGGUUGUGAUUCAGCUACUGUGGGCUUUUUGUCUAAAGGGAGAGAAGGGAAGGCUCAUCGGUGGAUCCUGAACAUGAGCCGCCCACGUUUAAACAACGGAGAGAAGGACUUUAGAGGACAAUCUUCAUUCAAGCUCAUUUGCUUUAAUGUUGAUAAUAUCUUAGCGUAAAGUUGAGCCUUAGAUAAGAUUUUCAGCUGUACAACUCUAGAAACAGUCAUUUUCAGAGUCUGUUGAAGCAGCUUACUCACGUUUUUAGAGACUGUUGUAUUAACUCAGGUUUAACGCUCGUUUAAUCCUUCUUUUUGAGAAAAAGAUGGAGGUCUUCUACUUUCUUAGUCGCUCUGGUCAGCUGUAGUCGAGCAGACAUAUUUCUGUGUCCUGGCACUGAUCCUGGACCAGCUCUUGGUUCCCAGGUUCUGUCACACGUCUUCAUAUUGUGUGUUGUAUAUUCAGCUGAAUUUCAGUUUAGUGUUGCUUUAGAACCUGAGACUGAAUUUGGAUCAGUAGCAGUAGAGCGGUGGAGGAAGCUGUGCUGUGUUUGACAGACAGAACUUCUCACACAUUGUGCAUUCAACUCAUUUUCAUGGAUAAAGCUUAAACUGCUUGAGUUUCAGUUCUACUUCUUCCUGAAGGUGGAGACACGUUAAAAAACAGAAUUGUGCUGGAAAUGUAACUGGAUCAAUUUCUAUUUCUGAUAAGGAUCCGAAAUGAAACCGUUCUACAGUAAGCUCUGAUGCUUUGAAUGGUUUUUAGACUGGAAGGGAUUGGAACGAUUCAAAAGAAAUUACACUUUUACUUUGCAUUUACAUUGUAGGUUAAGCAAGGAGCAUAUGCUUCCAUAUCCCAGCUUCCUUCCUUCCUUCCUUCCUUGCUACCUUCUAUGCUUCCUUCUUUUCUUCCUUCCUUCCUUCCUACCUUCCUUCCUUCUAUGCUUCCUUCCUUCCUACCUUCCUUCCUCUUUUUUUGUCUAUUACCUGUGUGUUCGCGUUGCUUCCUGAUCGAUGCUGCUCUCUCCAUGUGGUGCAUAAACAAUCUACACAGAGCGCUUGUACAUGCACAUUUAGUUCUUGGAAAAGACUGAGAACAUGCCAUUAUUACAUUAUUAUGUGGUACGUUUGCUAAUCAUCAUUCCUGGGGCCCUGCUGUACAGCAGAGCUAUGUUUGCUGGAGAUGAGUUGGCAAACUCCUGGUUUUCAUAUAGAAGAUACAACCUGAGCAUUAAACUCUUCUUGCUACUGUAGUAACUGUUCAUAUACUGUAACAACGCUACCUCUAAUUUCACCUGAUACCUGAUAUGAAACACAAGCUGUUUGAGCUGUUGAAUUUCACUUCUGUGUCAAGUCAUCAUUUGAUGAUGUUUAAUAUUAUUGCCAGUAACUUAGCAACAGCCUGUUGGUCUGUACGAAUGGAGGCUGUUAUACUUAUUAAUUAAUUUCCCAACCUCCUGAAAAUGUACAGUUUCUUAGUAAAUUUUAACAUCUCCUACAACUAAUAUGUGAAAAACUGUUUGAUACCAGGUUUUCCUUCUUUUUUCUUCCAGCUCAGAUGCUUACAUGUGUUUACAUGUUGUGCCUAGAAAUAAGCUCUGACCUUUGUACCUACUAUACAUUCAUGUUGAAACCUAUUUGUUUCUGAAUCAUAUACUCACCAAAUCUUUCUUCUGUAGCAAUAUAGUCCUUAGGAACCUUUGUGUAUGAUAGAGCAGCAGAAAGCAUCUGCUUCCUGUAUCUUCUACUGGAGGAAGUGUGACUUAGAAUCAAUUCCAUGUUAAAAACCUGAGCGUCACAGACAGAAUGUUAUUCAAAAGCUUCCUUUGUUCAUGAUGCACAGAUUCUGUCUGGGGCAGGACUCGCUCUUUGUGUUCUGCUGAUGACGCCUGUGGGCCCAUGUAGACUCUCUGUUUCUACUGUAUGUUUAUUCAGAUCAUGUUCAUACCAGCACAGUUACAUGUAACGAGUAUAGGGAGACAUUACGGCUAAAUUUCUCAGUGAGUGCUAGGCAGGAUUCUGCAGACUAGUGUUUGAUUAAUCAUGAUCUUUGACCUGCAGGAGGGCACAAGGACUCUGGUAUUCAUAACCACACUAGCAAGUAAUCUUUACCAAAGCCAACCUUCAACACCUCCCUUCAGCAGGAACUGAACCCACUCCCUGACUCAACUGUUGCUGCUCUCUCCCUCACUCUGCCCUGGUUGGGCUUGAUGAGAACUUGACCUCCUGCUGCUUUGAUUGCUCUGACAACGCCAGUUGUCAUGUGACUGUAUUUUAAGAAGAGUCUAACUGAGCAUUAAUGGACUAACACACAUAAGAGUCUUACAAUUAAUCACUAACAGAUUUAUUCAUUUAAUUAUCAGCCACAUGUCUUGAUAAUCAAAGUUAUGCUUAUAAUAAUAAUAAUAUAAUAUAGCAAAUACUGCAACUGUACAUGUGAUGUAAUACUAGUGAUAGUUACAUAUCUGGUAGCUUUGAUGAGCGUCUGGGUUCUGUCUUACAGAACAGUAGUGAAAGAACUAAUCCAAGAAGGCAAAUCAUUGUAAAACCAAGAACUGAGCCAAGAACUGUUCCAGUUGCACAACAUCGUUACUUGCCGUGGGGAUAUUGGUGUUUCUGAAGCAUUUUUCUGAUUAAACCUUAGUUCUACUGUA
Molecule: messenger RNA, 4672 nt
Organism: Betta splendens (Siamese fighting fish)
Lineage: Eukaryota; Metazoa; Chordata; Actinopteri; Anabantiformes; Osphronemidae
Product: NMDA receptor synaptonuclear signaling and neuronal migration factor-like
Exons: 15
Coding region: 222-1913 (563 amino acids)
Biological process (GO): regulation of neuronal synaptic plasticity; positive regulation of neuron migration
Cellular component (GO): cytoplasm; nucleus
Source: RefSeq, a predicted model, not a curated record